Musca vetustissima is the source of this 1512-nucleotide messenger RNA. RefSeq lists its product as uncharacterized. The transcript has 8 exons. The record is from RefSeq and is a predicted model, not a curated record. Gene Ontology annotation, molecular function: transmembrane monodehydroascorbate reductase activity. The coding region runs from base 91 to 1512 and encodes 473 amino acids. Lineage: Eukaryota; Metazoa; Arthropoda; Insecta; Diptera; Muscidae.
ACCCAUUCGGAACCACACAGCCUUUGUCAACGUCUAGAAUAUUUUUUCAAUAUUUUAACACAAAUCUGUAUUGGCUUUGUUACCAUCUACAUGAGCUGGCUGUGUCUGCGCACAGGAUUAGCGGGUACAGCUCUGCAUGCCUGGCUGGGAGUUAUUGGGUUCUCCUGUCUUAUGGCUGAGGGUAUUAUGUGCCAUUACAAUCGCAAUGUACUAACAGCGGAUUACAGCCGAACAACGAAGAACUAUCUACAUGGCAUCCUGCAAAUCUUGGGUGGUGGAUGUGGUAUUGCCUCAGCUCUAAUCAAAUCAAUACAACAUGAUUUUAAAUUUGAUAAUCUGCAUGGGAAGUUGGGUUUUGCUGCCUUUAUUCUUUGCUUGAUAAGUUUAAUUUCCGGAUUUGCUGCCUUUUUUGCCAAAUUCUUGGGGAAAUGUGUCAAACCCCUCUGGACUAAGUGCCUACAUAAUUUGCUGGGUAUUGGUACCUUUGUGGUGGCAUUGACUGCCCAAUAUUAUGGCUAUGAGACGGGAUUUUUUAGACAUAAUAUCCCUUCGCAGGAUUUUACAAUACUCAUACAACAGCAGCAACAACCCCACAUGGAAUGCCAAUUCAAUAUUACCCAUGCUGCUGAUGGCUAUACCCCGCUGCCCAUACAAAGUUUUCCCACCCUGAUGGCGGUGGGCAUGAAUUUAUUCAAUCACGUUUUAAUUGUGACACUGACCUCGUAUAUGGUCUAUAAAUGUUGGCUACUAGAAUUUCAAAAGACCGCCCUGCAUGCCCAUCUUUGUACACUUGGGUUUGUUCUCCUAAUGGCCGAGGGUGUAAUGGUCCGUUAUCGGGCCAAUAUUCUAUUCGAUGACUAUGCGGCGGAAAGUAAGACACUGCUGCAUGCCUUAUUACAAUUUAUGGGUGGAUUUUUGGGUAUCAUUGGAACACUGCAAAAAUACUGGGGUAAAGAGACCCAUUUUAAGUCACGUCAUGCAAAAUUUGGUUUGGCUGCCUGCAUAUUCUGUUUCAUAAAUUUCAUCGCCGGUUUCUGUACCCUGAUCUUACCCUCUAGCCGUGUUGCCAUGAAACUGCUGCAUACCUCCUUGGGCCUUUUGACAUUUGUCACCGGUAUGUUGGCUCAGAUCUUUGGCUAUGACACCGGGUUCUUUCAACGCAAUUUUACCCAUAAGAGGCUAUUUAAAUUUGUCACCUUUGUUAUAAUGGCCAUAUCGAUUAUUGGACCCUUUAAGAUGAUUACACAAAAAAUGCACAGCACUUUUGUUAAUUAUAUGCCGCAGGCGGCCAGGAGUGCCCUGAGGCUCCUGGAAACGGAUGCCUUGAAAUCGUUGAACUAUGGUCAUGCUAAUAUCCUAAACAUAACGCCAGGUUGUGACCUCUUGAGGGGGAAUAGUCAUAUUAGUGACUAUGUUCCCUCUCACAGAGACUUUAAUGACAUCAAAGUGGAGUUUCCUAGUAUGGAAAUCCUUGCAAUCACCGAGAUGGUAAAAAAGGAUGAUCACAAUUGA